This is a messenger RNA of Antrostomus carolinensis (chuck-will's-widow), 3155 nucleotides long. Its product is annotated as E3 ubiquitin-protein ligase PDZRN3-like. Gene Ontology annotation, molecular function: protein binding; ubiquitin protein ligase activity. Lineage: Eukaryota; Metazoa; Chordata; Aves; Caprimulgiformes; Caprimulgidae. Gene Ontology annotation, biological process: neuromuscular junction development; protein ubiquitination. Gene Ontology annotation, cellular component: neuromuscular junction. The record is from RefSeq and is a predicted model, not a curated record.
GUCAAUGGGAAGGAUUUAUCCAGAGCAACACACGAGCAGGCAGUGGAAGCGUUCAAAACAGCCAAGGAGCCCAUUGUGGUGCAGGUCCUGAGGAGAACUCCACGCACCAAGGGCUGCUCUCCUCCCCACGAGUCUCAGCUGGUAGAUGUGGGCACGCAGACGGAUAUCACUUUUGAACACAUCAUGGCUCUAAGCAAGAUGGGCUCACCUACUCCACCUGUCUCUGUGCUAGACCCGUACCUCCUACCUGAAGACCAUCCAUCAGUGCACGAAUACUAUGACCCAAAUGACUACAUGGGAGGAAUUCAUCAAGAAAUGGACCGAGAUGAGUUGGAAUUAGAGGAAGUAGAUUUGCAUAGAGUGAACAGCCAGGACAAGCUUGGCCUUACUGUAUGUUACAGAACGGAUGAUGAAGAUGACAUGGGUAUUUAUGUGAGCGAGAUUGAUCCCAACAGUAUUGCUGCAAAAGACGGUCGGCUCCGAGAAGGGGAUCGUAUUAUCCAGAUCAAUGGCAUAGAGGUACAGAACCGAGAAGAAGCUGUGGCACUUCUCACCAGUGAAGAGAGCAAGAAUAUCUCCUUACUUGUUGCAAGACCAGAAAUUCAGCUGGAUGAAGGAUGGAUGGAUGAUGACAGAAAUGAUUUUCUGGAUGACUUGCACAUGGACAUGUUGGAGGAACAGCACCACCAGGCAAUGCAAUUUACUGCCAGCAUGCUUCAGCAGAAAAAGCAUGAGGAGGAUGGAGGUACCACAGAUACAGCCACGAUUUUAUCUAACCAGCACGAGAAGGACAGUGGCGUGGGGCGCACAGACGACAGCACUCGCAACGAUGAGAGCUCCGAGCAGGAAAACAACGUGGAUGAUCACACCACCACCUCCUCCAACACUUUAGGGAGCCAGAAGAAGCUGACCUACAGUCAUGACACCCUGGGAAGCGGCGAUAUGCAGUUCAGCAACGAAUCAUUUAUCUCGGCCGACUGCACGGACGUCGAUUUCCUUGGCAUCCCCGUAGACGAAUGCGAACGAUUCCGGGAACUGCUGGAACUGAAGUGCCAGGUGAAGUCUGCCAACCCUUACAGUCUGUAUUAUCAUAACAGCACGCUGGACAUCAGCAAAAGCGACCAAGAAAGUGUUGACAGAGAGCUGGAGAUGCUGAACGAGGAGCUGCGCAAUAUCGAGCUAGAAUGCCUGAAUAUUGUCAGAGCUCAUAAAAUGCAGCAGCUGAAGGAUCAGUACCGGGAGCCCUGGAUGCUGCACAACAGCGGGUUCCGCAACUACAACACGAGCAUCGACGUCCGCAGGCACGAGCUCUCAGACAUUACGGAGCUGCCCGAGAAGUCUGACAAGGAUAGCUCGAGCGCCUAUAACACAGGCGAGAGCUGCCGAAGCACACCACUCACACUGGAGAUUUCCCCUGACAACUCCCUGCGCAGAACUGCAGAAGGUGUUAACUGUCAAGGUAACGAGGGGGCAGUGGCAUAUAACGUCUCCCAAAAGAAUUUAUUUCCUAGCUCAGAAAGUCAUGAGUCCAGCAGUGGUAAAUGCCAUGCCUCUGCUAAAGAUCCCGACCUUGGCAAGCAGCUGGAAAGCAAGGAGAGAAAAGCCAGCGAUGGAAGCAAAAGCCCUACUCAUGGUCAAAAACCUUCUGGCUCCUACAUCUCCCCAUACCAUCACUCUCCAUACAAGCACGCUCAUAUUCCUGCCCACGCACAGCACUAUCAGAGCUACAUGCAGCUGAUCCAGCAGAAAUCCGCGGUGGAGUACGCACAGAGCCAGAUGAGUCUGGUCAGUAUGUGCAAAGACUUUAACUCGAGCCAGAGCGAACCCAGGAUGGAGUGGAAAGUCAAGGUCAGAAGCGAUGGGACCCGCUACAUCACCAAGAGGCCGGUCAGGGACAGGCUGCUGAGAGAACGUGCCAUAAAGAUUAAGGAGGAGCGCAGUGGGAUGACUACCGAUGAUGAUGCCAUAAGUGAGAUGAAGAUGGGCCGUUACUGGGGAUUUCGGAAGCAGCAUUUAGUGAAAGCGAAGGAGCAGAGGAGGCGGCGUGAGUUUAUGAUGCAGAGCAGGUUAGAUUGUUUAAAGGAACAGCAAGGUGCAGAAGAAAAGAGAGAGGUGAAUAUCAUUGAACUGAGCCACAAAAAAAUGAUGAAGAAGAGAAAUAAAAAAAUAUUUGACAAUUGGAUGACAAUCCAAGAACUGCUAACCCACGGGACAAAGUCACCGGACGGCACACGGGUGUACAAUUCCUUCCUGUCAGUGACUACUGUGUAACCGCCCGUGCUAAGUUAUGUACAUAAACACUACCAUUGGGUAGGAAUCGAUGCCUCGUUCAAUGUGGCAAGAGUUUUGUAUAUAAGAUACAGUCAGCGAGUUUAUAGUUCAAAUACUGAACUCUACAACUGGUGGGUGCCAGGAUCUCCAUUAUAAAGUGGAGAGGAAGCUUGCCCAUCUCCUUCAAAGGCAAUAUUAGCAGUGCUUUUUGGAAUACUGAUUGUACUUUUUUACUUGUUACCUUUUACAUGAAGUGUUUAAAUAUCAGAAAUGUAUUAACCAUACUUACACAGGUAAUUUGCUUAAACUAUAUUCAUAUUAAAAGGUACCCGUGCUUUUCUUUACCUAAAAAAAUGCAAAAAACCCACAAGAGCAACUGCACAUACGGUUUGUUUUUUUUUGUGAAACCAUAUUUUGUGUUAUUAUUUUGCUGUUGUUCACUUCUACACAAGAGUGCUGUUUAUCCACAUUUAGCUCAAGGUUUAAACUCAGAAUUAGUCUCAUUCUCUUGUAAUAUUUAACAUUUAUCAAACAGCAGUUUUUUUUAGAGUUAUGAUCAACAUUUAAACAUUUUUCUUUUUAAGGUUUCUGAAGUAUAUAAGUUUCAUCUGAAAAGCCUGAAGCAAAGUACAGUAUACUGCAGCUUUAAAGGAUUUUAAAGCAUGUUUGCAAAUGUUGCAACCUCUUGAAAAAAAAAAAUGUGCAUGUACAGCUAAUUUGUUUCUAUAAGACAAUUUGUGGAAUUUGAAAAGCCCAUGGUAGUAACUGUUUGCUUUAUAGGUUUGAAUGUAUUGAACUAUAAAAGCAGUUUCAUGAAAUCAUCAUUAGCUACAAACGUUAACAAGUAAAAUGAAGUAAAAUAAAUUAUUGUUUUAUAUUUCAAA